CACAUGUUCGUCAACACAGGUAGUCCGAGUAACGAAGAAAAAGACCCUCAGCUACUACAACGAAAGGAAGUGUCCGCGUUAUUCUCUUUAUGUGUCUAAAGUGUAUAACAAACGUUUUUGUUGUUUAAAAAAAAAUAUAUUUAACUCCUCGUGUCGUGUUUAUAAUCAGUACGUUCUCAACCGCGAUUAAAACCGUUUCGUAAAACGUUCGAUAUUAUAAAACGUCAAGAACGUUAUCGAUUAUUUUCAUUUUUAUUUUGGGUUUGUUUAGACAUCGAUUUGAUUGGAAACUGUUAGUUACGGUGAUUAGAAACGUUUCAUAAAAUCAAUUUGUUAGAUGUCCAGUAACGCAGCUAAUAGUAUUUCGUGACGGAGUAACACCAAAACAACAAAAACAGAAUAGAAGGGAGAGCAUUAGUACUGAUUUAGACUCACCAACUUCCUUUACUCAUUUGUGGUGUAUAUGUGUGUUAGUGUCAGUGAACGUGAAUUCGUUAUAAAGAUUUUAACCCGAGUGAUUUUGAAAUUUUAAAAUUUAUUUAAAAAGGAAAUGGAAGAUUUCGAUUGUUUAAAUUUUUAUAAAGACAUUGAAGAUCAUUACAAUGUAGAAUUAAGAAAAUCACAACGCAAGGAUUGGGAGGACUAUUGGGCAUGCGAACAAUCGAUCGCGAGCGCUAGGGCCAGUGUCAUGGUCUACGACGAUGUCACGAAGAAAUGGAUACCGUCGGGGUCAUCAUCUGGAGUGUCAAAGGUGCAAAUAUAUCAGCAUACAGUGCAUCAGACGUUCAGAGUGGUGGGCAGAAAGUUACAAGACCAAGAGGUGGUUAUCAACUGUGCCAUACUAAAAGGACUGAAAUACAAUCAGGCUACGGCCACGUUCCAUCAAUGGAGGGACAACAAACACGUUUACGGUUUAAAUUUUAGCUCUAAAGAAGACGCGGACAUGUUCGCCAGGGCCAUGUUCCAUUCACUAGAAGUACUUAGUAAUAUAGUUCGCCCAGCAUCUCAAUCAUUAUACGCCGCAGCACCAAUUCAGCAACAACAACAACAACCAAUUCAACAACAACAACCAACACACCAUCAACCCCAACAACAAAUUCAUCAAUCGCAACAACAACUUCAUCAAUCGCAACAACAACUUCAUCAAUCGCAACAACAAAUUCAUCAAUCGCAACAGCAACUUCAUCAAUCUCAACAACCGCCUCAACAACUCCACCAACAUCAACCUCAACAUCAUCAAUCCCAACAACCUCAACAUCAUCAAUCGCAACAACCGCAACAUCAUCAAUCUCAACAACCCCAAAUUAUUCAACAACCUCAACUUCCUCCUCAAUUACCCCAGCCGACCCAAUAUGAUGAAGAUAUGGGUUAUCGUACCAUGACUCGCGAAGAUGUUGCUAUGAUUCAAGAUAGGCGAAUAUCGUCAUCUUUGAUGUCCCCACAACAAACUUCACCCAUGACUAAUAAUGUUCCGGUUGCUCCAACGAUGCCCACUACACAACCCGCUGUUGUUCCAAGUCCGGUUUCUCCACCUUCAGCUCCCGUUAGCGGGCAUCAAAGAACGACCAGUGCGCCUCCCGCACCAGUUCCGCCACCGCUUCCGAUGAUAUCAAUGGCAAUCCCUCAAGCUCCCCCGGCUGCUCCGACUCCCGCACCAAUGCCUCCACAAGUUACAGGACCACCCCCGCCGCCACCUCCACCGAUGAACAUGUCGCGAUCGCAAAGUAGUGAUGGUGGAGAAGUUAAUUCUUUGGCUGCUCAAUUACAAAGUGCCCGAUUGAAAAAGAGUAAGAACACACCGCCGCCUCCCGCUGAAAAUAGUGGAUCUUCUACGAGUAGUGGGGGUAGUAGUAAUUAUGGAACUUUGGGGAGAGGUGGUGGUGGAAGUAUGGCUUCGAUGAUGGAUGAAAUGGCUAAAACUUUAGCGAGAAGAAGAGCUGCUGUUGAAAAGAAAACUGAUCACGUCGAUGAGGAUGAUAAGAAAGCUUCUUGGGAAAAAACGAAUACACUGCCAAGUAAUUCUUCAAAAUUCUCAUCAGAAUCACCGAAAAGUAUCAGAAAACGGUUUGGGUCGGCUUCCGAAGAAACAAUACUGAAAGUUAAUGGCCUAUCAGAAGUUAGCGGUUUAUCACUCGCUCCUAACGAACUCGAAAGUCUUAAAAACGAAAUUAUAAAAGAGGUCAGAAAAGAGAUUGCCAAAAUGAAACAGGAUAUCUUAGAUGCUAUUAAAUCAGAACUGAAUCGAAGGUAAUUUAUACACACAGUUUACGUAAAUUAUUUUGUAAGAACACGUUAACUCUCCAAUAAAAAUAACCAAAAAAAAAGAGAGAGAUUGAGAGAAUGAAAAAGAAAUGAACAACAAUUUUUUGUAACUUUUUACACUCGUCGCGAAACACGUAUUAUCAAUAUAAACUACUCAAUCGACCAGAUCUAAGACAAAUUUGUAAAAGGCGAAGUUGUUAAGGAACUGUAAGAUUUGUGUAUAAAACGACAAGAAAUCCUCGUGACUUUUUCGAAUUCUUUUUUGUUUGUUAAUAAUCCGUUUAUAACCACAUCAUGAAUCAUGACAAAUAAAUAUAAGAAAUUAAAUUGUACAUGAAAAAAAAUAUCUGUGGUAGUAAUGGAGUAAAGGUCGAUUUUUAAAGUAAAAUAAAAAAAAUUGAGACAAUGCAAAUAUUGUAGGUGUCGUAUAGCAAGAGCACAGUGUAAUAAUAAUAAGUUUUUUUUAUAUAAGGUAAUAUUUAUUAUUUUAUUUUAAGUUAAAUUAUAUUCUAUGAGAAGACGAUUUUUUACGUAGUGAUUCCUAUUACUAUUCAUAUUGAUGCAUUUUUGUCUUGAUAAUGCUGCACUGAUAUAUAUAUUUUAACUUUUUUGUUCCAGGUGUAAUUAUGUUUAAUAAAAAAAAUUGUUUUAUUUCAUAAAUUUAAAUGAUACUAAAUAUUUCAUAUUUGUUGAUAAGUUUUAUAAAAAUAUACAGAGUGAGUUGGAAAGGAUUUGAAUUGGGGAUACUAAAUAACUAAACUAUACUAUUUUUUAUUGGUAUAUCAAGAUGCUAUAUAAGUCAUUUAAUUUCUCUAUUUCUUGAAUAGCUUCUACACAAGUAAUUAAAAGUAUCUAUAUUACUUUAAAAUUCUGGUUCUCAAAUCCAAAAUUAACACAUUCCCACUUUGUUGAUUUCUGUUAAACACUGUGAAAUGUUUCAUGUCCUAAUUAAGUGAAUUGUGUUAAUUGAUUGAAAUGUGUUGGACAUCAAAAACAGUUUAAUAUAAGUUGAUUGUUGCAGGUAAUUGGUUUAAUACAUACUCCUGAAUACAGUUAAGAACUUGAAAUAGUUUAGUUAGAAAAAGGUGUUUCUUAUAUUUUCUCUUUGCUCUUAUCAUAUCCUACAUACAUUACUAUCUUAUAUGGUGGAAAAAAAAAUAAAAAUGCUACACCCAUCUAAAAAGAAAAAUACUUGCAUUUUAAUUACUACGAAACAAGAUGACUUUUGUUAAAUGACAAAAAUAAAUAAUAAUGCUUCUACAUUCACAAAAA
Molecule: messenger RNA, 3534 nt
Organism: Onthophagus taurus
Lineage: Eukaryota; Metazoa; Arthropoda; Insecta; Coleoptera; Scarabaeidae
Gene: ena
Product: ENAH actin regulator enabled
Molecular function (GO): SH3 domain binding
Source: RefSeq, a predicted model, not a curated record